UGCACUCACGUUGCACUGAUGUGUUGAACCGCUGAUUGAGGGAAAGACCAUCUCUGGUGAAACUAGGGCAACAGAAGAACAAUAAUCGUUGUAGGCAACUAACGUCUUAAAGAAAGUUUCUGCGUACAUCCACCGGGUUCCUUGGAUAUAGGCGCACUUUCUACGACGUUGAAUUGUCAUCAGGAUAUUUUUUCAGUGGAUUUAAGAGGAAAAACGGGAGUGUAGACAACGAAGAGUUAGCUAAGUUCACCAGCAGCUGCACAUAGAUAACAUUAGAAAGCUGGCUAUAGCGAGUUAGUCCGUAUAAUUCACCACUUUUUUGGCUCUAUUUCUACUAUCAUAUAUAAGGCCCUGAGGAGACGUCGCCAGGUCGUGAGGAGCCACGCUUAAACAGACAGCAUGCAGAACGCCGGGCGUCAGUGGGGCUCUCUGCCCAGGGGACUCUGCUGAGGUGUGAGAGGGCCGGGUGGAGAGAGAGAGAGAGAGAGAGAGUGAGAGAGGAAGAGAGAGAGAAAGGAAGAGAAGAAGAGCGCGGGAGAGAAAGAGAGAGAGAGAGAGGAGUGCUGAUCUGUUCCCGGAGGGCCUGAUGGUGGCGAUGCCGGGGACUUCCAGCUCGUUUCCGGAGGGAGAGGACGACGCCCCGGCCCCGCCCGGGUCGCGGGAGGCCGACCGGACGGCGGAGCGGGACUGCGGAGGGCCGCAGGGCCCCGGGGCCGCAGAGUUAGCCUCCGGGUCCGGGUCUGGGUCGGGUUCCGGGUCCGGGUCCGGUUCGGGCGAGGACGAGGAGGAGGCGGAAGGGGACGUUGGAGGGGGCCGGCGUCGGGGCGGGGCAGGGGCGGCUGAGGGGAGCAGCGGGGAGCCCUCCCCCGGGGAGCAGGGCCAGGACGACGUGGACAUGAGCAGCAGCGGCCACGACUCCGGCAGCGGGAACGACUCCUGCGGCCGCUCGUCCUCCGCCAACCGCAGCCCCCGCAGCGCCGCCUGCUCCGGCAGCGCCAAGAGCGAGCAGCUGGGCCGGGAGCGGGCGCAGGAGCACCGGGAGGUGAUGGAGACGGUGCAGGAGAUGAAGAAGAGGCUGCCGUCGGAGAAGAGGAACCGCAGCAAGGCCAGCACGGUGGAGGCGCUCAACUACGCGCUCAACUGCGUCAAGCAGGUGCAGGCUAACAGCGAGUACUACAAGCUGCUGAUGAGCAGCGGCCUGGAGGAGAGGAAGGAAGCCGCGGUCUGCCCCCUGGAGGAGCUGGAGAGCAUUACCUCGGAACACACCCUCAAAAACACGGACACGUUCGUGGCGGUGUUCUCGCUGACCAGCGGCCGCAUCCUGUUCGCCUCCGAGCAGGCGGCCUGCAUCCUCAGCUGCAAGCGCAAGUUCCUGCAGACCGCCAAGUUCGUGGAGCUGCUCUUCCACCAGGACGUCAACGUCUUCUACUCGCACACCGCCCAGCCCCACCUGCCCCCCUGGAGCGUGGGCUCCCAAAACGCGGCCAUUUUGUUCCAGUGCGCCCAGGUGAAGUCCUUCUUCUGCCGCAUCAGGGGGGGGAAGGACCGGGACGGGGAGAUGCGCUACAACCCGUUCCGCAUCACGCCCUACCUGCUGAAGGUGCAGGGCGGGGAGGGGGCGGGGGAGGGGGAGGGGGAGGCGGAGCGACCCUGCUGUCUGGCGCUGGCCGAGCGCAUCAUCUCAGGAUACGAAGCGCCGCGGAUCCCCAUGGACAAACGCAUCUUCACCACCACGCACUCCCCCGGCUGCGUCUUCCUGGAGGUGGACGAGCGUGCUGUGCCGUUGCUAGGAUACCUCCCUCAGGACUUGAUUGGGACGUCGGUGCUGACCUGCCUGCAUCCUGAGGACCGCGCGCUCAUGCUCGCCAUGCACCGCAAAAUCCUGAAGUACGCGGGCCAGCCCCCCUUCGAGCACUCCCCCAUCCGCUUCCGCUGUCAGAAUGGGGACUACAUCACGCUGGACACCAGCUGGUCCAGCUUCAUCAACCCCUGGAGCCGCAAGGUGGCCUUCAUCAUCGGGAGACACAACGUCCGCACCGGCCCUCUCAACGAGGACGUGUUCGCAGCGCAGACCAAAGGGGAGGGGCCUGUCAUCUUCGAGGAGGUCAAAGAACUCCAGGCGCAGAUCUACAAGCUGUUUCUGCAGCCCGUCCACAACAAGGGGUCCAGCGGCUACGGCAGCCUGGGCAGCAACGGCUCCCACGAGCCCUACAUCAGCGUGGCCUCGUCCAGCGACAGCAACGGCAACCUGUGGGAGGAGUCGCACCGCCAGCCGAUGACGCUGCAGCAGAUCAGGGCUGAUGUCAGCAGGGUGAAGAGCUGGGGCCAGCAGGCCUACCUGCACUCACGCAGGAAACACCCCCCUUUCGGGAAACCCCCGCCAGGGCCGGGGGUGCCUCUUCCUCACCAGGCCCAGAAUUCGGCACUCAGGGGUCGCCACGGUCAGACCCCCGAGGAGUCGCGGAAGCAGCCGCACAUUCCGUCCUACCAGCAGAUCAACUGCGUGGACAGCAUCAUCAGGUACCUGGAGAGCUGUACGGUCCCGGCACUGAAGCGCAAGAGCAAGUCUCUGUCCAUCGCUACCUCCUCCUCCUCCUCUUCCUCAGCGUCGGAGGAAGACAAGACCCCCGCGGACCUGCGCGGGGACGCCGUGCACACAGAGGACGUGGCGCUGGUGGCCCCCGGAGCUCCGGACAGCCAGGUUUCGGCGGGGUCGGUGGCGGCCGUGGUGGGGGCUCCCCUGACGGACAUCACCCUGUCCACCAAGGCCAUGAGCGUGGUGUCCAUCACCAGCCAGUGCAGCUACAGCAGCACCAUCGUGCAUGUGCCCCAGCCCGAAUCUGAGGUGACCGCGCUGGAGGACGCGCCGAUGGGCAGCGAGCAAGCCGACCCCGCCCCUCCGCUGACGCCCCGCCCCCCCGAGGAGUUCCGCGUGGUGGGGCUGACCAAGGAGGUGCUGUCGGCGCACACGCAGAAGGAGGAGCAGGAGUACGUGGACCGCUUCCGCCACCGCAUCCUGCAGAGCCCGUACAGCUCCUACCUGCAGCAGGACGACAGCAGCCUGGCGCACUCGCACCACCACGGCGAGCACAGGCCCACGAAGCCGGCUAGCGCUCGCGGCGGCGGCGGCGGCUGGAGCAAGUCCAAAACCGGGAAGCCCAAACACAAGCGGCCCAAAGCGCGGGACUCCUCGGACAGCUACACCCCCCCCCCCCAGCCCCCGCAGCCCCCGGACUCCUCCUGGCCCCCCUCCGAGUCCUCCCAGCCGCAGCCCGCCCCCGGCGGCGCGGGCUUCGUGCCCCCCCUGGUCAUGCCCUCCUUCCAGGCCCCCUACUUCGGUGGCCUGGGGCAAGUGGGCAACUCCGCGGCCAACUCCGCCUUCAACGCAGGCAGCCAGCAGGGCGGGGCCCUCUUUGUGCUGCAGCCAGAUCAAAUCAUGCAGCCUGCGCAGAGCAUGCAGCCCAUGCCGAACAUGCAGCCCAUGCAGAGCAUGCAGCCCAUGCAGAACAUGCAGCCUAUUCAGAGCAUGCAAACCAUGCAGAACAUGCAGCCAAUUCAAAUCAUGCAACCAAUGCAGAACAUGCAGCCCAUGCAGAACAUGCAGCCUAUUCAAAACAUGCAACCAAUGCAGAACAUGCAGCCCAUGCAGAACGUGCAACCUUACACGGCGCCUGUCAUGGCCUGGGUCAUGUUGAACUACCCCGCCUAUCCCAACUACCCCCUGUACCCCCAGGGGCUGCUCCCGGCGGUGGCUCCAGCUGCCCCUCUCCUCCCCCAGCCCUUCAGCCUUCCCGGGUUCGGCCCCGCCCCCGGCUCGGCCCCCUUUCACACGGGCCACGCCCCCCAGCCCGGGACGCUGGCGUCGUCCCCUCCCGCCCCGCCCUUCAUGGCCUCCUCCAACCCCCCCUCCUCCCUGGGGGAGGACGCGGACGCCACUCAGCCCACCGCGCUCUUCUCCAGCUCCCGCUCCAGCUCCCCGCUGCAGCUCAACCUCCUGCAGGAGGAGCUGCCUCCGCAGAGCAGCACGGGCCAGGCCGAGAGCCUCCAGGAGCCGCACGCCAAAGCGGAGGACGCGGCCAGCGAUUCGGGUAACCACGACGACCAGUCCACCUCCAGCAAGCUGCUGGACCUGAUGCUGCAGGCGGACGCCCGGUCCGGGACGGGCUCCAACGCCUCGGGCAGCCGGUCCGGGGAGUCCGGGGGGUCGCUGGGCUCGGGGUCGGGGUCCGGGUCCGGGUCCGGGUCGGGCUCCAACGGCACCUCCACCAGCCACACGGGCAGCAGUAACAGCAGUAAGUACUUUGCCAGUAACGACUCUUCGGACACGUCCCGGAAGGCCAGGAAGCACGUGGAGGCCCCGGAGAGGCCCGGGUUCGACGACUGUGCGGAGGACUCGAUCUGGACCCUCAUCCAGCAGACCCCCGAGCCCGUGAUGCUGACCUACCAGAUUCACUCCAGGGACCAGGCGCAGGUGCUGCAGGAGGACCGGGAGAAGCUGCUGCUGCUGCAGCCCAGGCAGCCACGCUUCACGCAGCAGCAGAGGGAGGAGCUGGCCGAGGAGCACCCCUGGAUCCAGCAGCACGGGCUGCCGCAGGAGAUCGGCUCACAGGGCUGUGUGGACUGCUGCACGGGACCCAGCGACGCGUCGCCGCACCCCUCGCCCCGCCCACAGACUCCCGACACCUCGAGCCCAUUGGACGGUCUGCCAGAGGACUCCGGCCCCCCCGCCGACACCUGAUGUGUCACCCCAACCGCCCCGCCCCCCCUCGCCCAGAGGAACACAGGGGCUCAGACUAAAGCCCCCCCCCCCCUCAGAGUUACCCGCGGCUCUCUGUACCUAGAACAGCGCGGGGUGUGGGGAGGGGCCCGUUUCGCUUGCAGGGCGUGAGGAGGGGUCCGUUUCGCUGCGUGCCGCGCCGUUCCGUUAACACACGCGCUUCACGCGCACGUAACGCGCGGCAACGCCACUUAGCGCACGUGGACCCGGUGUUUUGUGACUGUGGCGGGGCUGGGCUGUUCCCAGCCCGUUGCAGAACAAGGCCAGUUUCUUACGGGCGUAACGAUCGAAGGUGGAUUCGGAUUCGGAUUCAGGUGGGGAGCGGCGUUCGGGACGGGGUCCGCUGUGAGCGGACACGUUACCGUCUGCGCCUGUUUAAUCCCUCGAAUGAUGGACCUCAACGACUGUGACUCUUAAAAAAACCAUCCAGCAGUGUCUGUUCAUACGUACACUCCCAUUCCUUUUCCUGUUCUUUUGAAGAUUGUAUUCAGGCACAAGGGUGUACGUGUGUGUAUGUGUCUCUGUGUGUGUGUGUGUGUGUG
Molecule: messenger RNA, 5319 nt
Organism: Anguilla anguilla (European eel)
Lineage: Eukaryota; Metazoa; Chordata; Actinopteri; Anguilliformes; Anguillidae
Gene: per3
Product: period circadian clock 3
Biological process (GO): circadian regulation of gene expression; entrainment of circadian clock by photoperiod; negative regulation of transcription by RNA polymerase II
Cellular component (GO): nucleus; cytoplasm
Molecular function (GO): transcription cis-regulatory region binding; transcription corepressor binding
Source: RefSeq, a predicted model, not a curated record